Molecule: messenger RNA, 795 nt
Organism: Setaria italica (foxtail millet)
Lineage: Eukaryota; Viridiplantae; Streptophyta; Magnoliopsida; Poales; Poaceae
Product: tropomyosin-1, isoforms 33/34-like
Exons: 2
Coding region: 1-795 (264 amino acids)
Source: RefSeq, a predicted model, not a curated record
AUGGCCCUGCGGGUGUCAUCCGCCUCUGCGGGGCGGACCGCGGUCCUGUCCGCGGUGAGCGGCGAGGUCCCUGGUGAGGUCGCAGGUCCCGCCGCGGAAGCGGCCCCUGUGACGGCGACCGGCGGAGUGGCGGCGCCAUCGGGCGCGGGAGAGGGCGCGGACCCCGCUCCGCCUUCCGCUUCCCCGGUCAACCCCUCGGUGCAGAGCAUCGCUCCCAAGGGCCCUCAGGCCGGGGAAGUGAUCGACCUCGACGCCGACGAGGCGGAGGAAACGGCGUCGACGGGAACAGGGACUGAUGUUCCUGCAGCCGCGACGGGGACAGCGGCGGCGACGGAGGAGGGAGUGUCUGCCUCCGCGGCUGCGGCGGAGGGGGCAGUGGUGACGGAGGCGGGAACCUCUGCCCCGGAGGUCCCGCCGGAGGUGGCACCGACGACGGAGGCGGAGGUGCCCGCUCGAGGGGCUUCGGCAGGGGCGGAGGAGCCUCCCUCGGCGGUUGCGGCGGAGGGCGAGGUAGCCGCGGGGAUACCUGUUCCGCCGCCUGCGUCGGAGGCGGUGGCGCCGUCGGGCGAGCCCGCGGCGACCCCGACGGCGACAGACGAAAUCGCCAGGCUGAGGGACCUACUCGACAUGGAGCGUGGUGAGCACGGCGCCUUGCGGGAUGCGGUCCGUGUCGUCUGCGACAGCCUCGGCGUGGUUCAGGAGGAGGGGUCGAGCUCGCUGACGGCUCAUGUCCUCGGGAUGCACCGCCGGACCCGCAAGAUCGCCGUGGAUGCACUUCACACCGGCGUGCGGUGA